Molecule: messenger RNA, 1266 nt
Organism: Anoplophora glabripennis (Asian longhorned beetle)
Lineage: Eukaryota; Metazoa; Arthropoda; Insecta; Coleoptera; Cerambycidae
Product: trypsin-1-like
Exons: 7
Coding region: 18-1205 (395 amino acids)
Biological process (GO): proteolysis
Molecular function (GO): serine-type endopeptidase activity
Source: RefSeq, a predicted model, not a curated record
UAGUGCUUGGAUUUAUAAUGGGCUUUUCUUGGAUAAUAGUUUUGUUUUUCUUAGAAAUCUUUCAAAGUAGCCUUUGUCACGUUGUAAAAAAUGAUUCCAACAGAAUUCUGAUUAAUAAACCAAGGCUAGAGAAUGAUAGAGACGACUUUUUUAACAAGGACCAUGUGAGAAGAAAACGCUAUAUAGGAUUGAGAUUUAAGCUUAAUAGAAGGUAUCAGGAGUGUGUUGGUCCAGGAGAUAUGAAAGGUCACUGCAAACAUUUGCCAUUUUGUCAAAUGGACGUUAUGGGCAAUUCAGAAAAUAAGCUGGAAUUCCUCUGUAUUAUAGAAAAAGCAUUUGUUGGAGUGUGCUGCCCCGAUGACUUAGUUAGUUCUGGUGCAGCAGGAUCACAUAUUGUGAUGGAUUUACCAGCCGGAGGUUAUGAUUACGACGAUAAUGCUACUAAUACAGGAUGUGGUAUUCCAGACAAGGGAAGAUCCGUCAAAGACACAAAAUCGGGAAUUCAGGAAUGGCCUUGGAUAGCUGCCCUUUAUCGUCAGAAGCAAUUAGAACAGGGUUUAGAGCAACAGUUUUGUGGAGGAUCUCUUAUAACGGACACUCACGUUUUAACAGCCUCGCAUUGCGUUCAAGGUCUUACAGCUGCAGAAAUACGGGUCAGGCUAGGUGAAUACAACUUCGCAACGUCCAACGAGACAAGAUCACGUGAUUACGGAGUUGAGAAAAUUAUAGAACACGAAGGAUAUGUACUAUCGACGUACGAAAACGACAUUGCCAUUGUAAAGAUGGAUAAGCCGACCACCUUCAACACAUACAUUUGGCCUAUUUGUUUACCGCCUGUUGGUCAAACUUUCGAAAAUGAAGUAGCGGUGGUGGCCGGGUGGGGGCAACAGUACUACGCAGGUCCGACCAGUGAGGUUUUGCUUCAAGUGGAGGUUCCUGUUUGGCCACACCAAAACUGCGUUGAUGCCUUUGUACAGAAGAUCACGGAUGACAAUAUCUGUGCGGCUGGAUAUGAAGGAGGGAAAGAUUCGUGUCUGGGUGAUUCCGGAGGCCCUCUGAUGUAUCAGUUGAGCAAUACACGUUGGGCAUCAAUUGGAGUGGUAUCCUGGGGCAUAGGUUGCGGAAAUAAGGGCAGUCCUGGCAUCUACACGAUGGUCAAUAGGUACAUUCCAUGGAUUAUAAGGAACACUAUAGCUAAGCAAUGAUUUCAAUAUUUUGUCAUAAUUUUUGUAUAUACGCUCUUUGAAUAAUAAAUAAUGGAAAGCA